This is a messenger RNA of Rhinocladiella mackenziei CBS 650.93, 216 nucleotides long. RefSeq lists its product as uncharacterized. The transcript has 2 exons. NCBI's taxonomy places the organism in Eukaryota, Fungi, Ascomycota, Eurotiomycetes, Chaetothyriales, Herpotrichiellaceae. The record is from RefSeq and is a predicted model, not a curated record. The coding region runs from base 1 to 216 and encodes 71 amino acids.
AUGGCUCCGAAAGGUGUUAGACACAAGUACUCGCUGCGCGAGAAGAACUGGUUACAACUCGAUCUCAAAGAGGAGGAUGCUACACCCACCAAAUCCACCACAUCCGCUCCACCUACCUAUUUAACCAAGAUCAAUAUUUCCAAAUUCCCUGUUGCCCAGGAAUGGGAGAAAAUCGGGGAUGCAAAGCGAGAGCAAGUUGCCAAAUAUCGAGCCUGA